This is a messenger RNA of Spinacia oleracea (spinach), 1913 nucleotides long. RefSeq names its product lysine histidine transporter-like 8. NCBI's taxonomy places the organism in Eukaryota, Viridiplantae, Streptophyta, Magnoliopsida, Caryophyllales, Amaranthaceae. The record is from RefSeq and is a predicted model, not a curated record. The coding region runs from base 157 to 1737 and encodes 526 amino acids. The transcript is spliced from 4 exons.
CGUACACCCCGCUUUUUCAUUGUUUCCCACUACUCACACUCUCUCUCUCUCUCUCUCUCUCCUCUACACUCUUACCACUCCUCUCAUUAGAAAUUCAUAAAAACUACACUCCACUGCUACUUGAACACAAGAAAACAAACAAACAAACAAGCAAUAAUGGAAGAAAGACUAGAAAGCGAGCUAAUCUCAAUCCCAGCUACACCACGAGCAACCUCAACACCGGAGAUACUAACACCCACCGGACAACGGUCUCCACGGCCAGCUAUAACGGGUAUUGGGGCGGCGAAGGAGUCAAAGUCCGCAGCGUGGACACCAACGUCGUUUAUUUCUCCAAGAUUCUUAAGCCCCAUUGGAACUCCUAUGAAAAGAGUUUUGAUUAAUAUGAAAAGUUAUUUAGAAGAUGUUGGUCAUUUAACUAAGCUUAACCCACAAGAUGCUUGGCUUCCUAUUACUGAGUCUAGAAAUGGUAAUGCUCAUUACGCUGCGUUUCAUAAUCUUAAUGCUGGUGUUGGCUUUCAAGCUCUUGUUCUUCCUGUUGCCUUCUCUUUUCUUGGAUGGGGUUGGGGUAUAUUUUCAUUGACCAUAGCCUACUUUUGGCAACUUUACACACUUUGGAUAUUAGUUCAGCUACACGAAGCUGUGCCUGGGAAAAGAUACAACAGAUACGUUGAACUGGCGGAAGCUGCAUUUGGUAAAAAGUUAGGUGUAUGGCUUGCAUUGUUUCCAACAGUAUAUUUAUCUGCUGGAACUGCAACUGCUCUAAUACUUGUUGGAGGAGAGACUAUGAAACUAUUUUUCCAGAUAGUUUGUGGACCACUUUGCUCGUCAAAUCCUCUUACCACUGUUGAAUGGUACCUGGUUUUCACUUCAUUGUGCAUUGUUCUAUCUCAACUUCCAAAUCUUAAUUCCAUAGCAGGACUAUCUCUUGUUGGAGCAGUGACUGCUAUUAUUUACUCUACCAUGGUUUGGGUGCUUUCUGUGAGUCAACCGAGACCACAACAAAUAUCUUAUGAGCCCAUUGCACUUCCAUCUGCAACAGCUACUAUGUUCUCAGUUCUAAAUGCUCUUGGAAUCAUAGCCUUCGCAUUCAGGGGACACAAUUUAGUCUUGGAGAUCCAGGCUACAAUGCCAUCAACUUUUAAGCAUCCGGCUCAUGUACCAAUGUGGAAGGGAGCUAAAGUUGCAUACUUUUUCAUCGCCAUGUGCCUGUUUCCCAUUGCAAUUGGAGGAUAUUGGGCUUACGGGAGCCUUAUGCCUUCAGGGGGGAUGCUGGGUGCUAUAUAUGCAUUCCAUAGUCAUGAAAUUGCGAGAGGACUACUUGCAAUGACUUUCCUUUUGGUGGUAUUCAGCUGCUUGAGCAGUUUCCAGAUAUACUCAAUGCCAGUAUUUGACAGCUUCGAAGCCAGUUAUACGAGCAGGACUAACAGGCCAUGUUCAGUAUGGAUUAGGUCAAGUUUUAGAGUUUUUUAUGGCUUUGUCAAUCUCCUAAUAGGUGUUGCAUUCCCCUUCCUCUCAAGCCUUGCUGGUCUGUUAGGAGGUCUCACUCUCCCUGUCACAUUUGCUUACCCUUGCUUCAUGUGGGUACUCCUUAAGCAACCCCCAAAAGGCACUUUCAGUUGGUAUUUUAACUGGAUUCUAGGAUGGAUAGGGAUUGCUUUCAGCCUUGCGUUUUCCAUUGGUGGAAUUUGGAGUAUUGUUAAUAGUGGUCUCAAGUUGAAAUUCUUUAAGCCAAGUUAAAUGCUUUAAUAACUUGCAACUUACAAAUGUUAUCUUUUAAUAUCCCCGCUUUACAACCAAGACACAGAUUAUGCGUUUUGUUUCUUCAUAUAUUGUGUCAAAUGUAAAUUCCGAGGAUGCUUUUUAUAUUUUAUUAUUAUGCUUUUCAAUACUAUUGGUUUUCUCACCUUGUGUAA